UUCAUGCAGCGAUCAUGAUGAAUUCCAUGCCGACUGAUCUCAUUCUCGAGAUAUUCUCCAGAUUGCCUGCAAAAUCAGUAGCCGUAUGUUGUUGCGUGUCGAAGCUAUGGGCGUCAAUACUGAACAGUCAAGACUUCAGAGAGUUGUUCCUGACUAGGUCCUCGUCUCGUCCACGUCUCUUAUUCGCCAUUCAAGGAUUAUAUAACAACUGGAGAUUCUUCUCGUCCCCUCAUCCUCAUUAUUCAUCAGAUAAGUCGUCUCACGUAGUUACCGCCGAUUCUUAUAUGAAGUAUUUGGAAGACAUGCGACGGUACUUUUGCAGCUACGCCUCUGGUUUGAUGUGUUUCCGUCAAUCUAGGUGGAUCUGCAAGGAAACGGAAUUGUAUAUAGUGCAUGUGAUAUGUAACCCUAGCACAGGACAAUAUGAUUUAUUACCUAAACUGAUACUAAAUUUUUGUGGUGACUGGACAAGCUUUUUAGGGUUUGAUCCCGUUGACAGGCAAUUCAAGGUAAUGUUCACUGAUUAUAAUGUUCAGAGAAUUAUAACGUUAGGAACUGGAGAACUGAGAUGGAGAAAUAUCCAAUGCUCUUUACCCCAUCAAGCUCAGAAUGAAGGGAUAUGCAUCAAUGGGAUUUUGUAUUACUCGGGUUUUACAGGGUAUAAAUUAGGUGGUGUUAAAACAAAUUAUGCUGGCUAUACCCUUCAGUUACGUAUGUGGGUUCUAGAAGAUGUGGAGAAACAGAAACGGUCGGAAUAUGUCUACAAUUUGCCGAAGAAUGAAUUCGUUGGAGGCAAUGUUUCUGUUGUUGGAAUGACCGCGAGAGGUGAGAUUGUUUUGAUAUCGGACUAUACGUAUCUAGUGUUGUAUGUUCUCUACUUCAAUCCCGAAAGUAACACUCUCCAAAGUGUUACAAUCCAAGACAAGCCUUCCAGAAAAGAAGAGUACAACAACAUCAUCUACUAA
Brassica oleracea var. oleracea is the source of this 965-nucleotide messenger RNA. RefSeq names its product F-box protein At3g57580-like. Bases 15 to 965 code for a protein of 316 amino acids. Gene Ontology annotation, molecular function: protein binding. The transcript is spliced from 3 exons. The record is from RefSeq and is a predicted model, not a curated record. Lineage: Eukaryota; Viridiplantae; Streptophyta; Magnoliopsida; Brassicales; Brassicaceae.